Phalacrocorax carbo (great cormorant) is the source of this 1126-nucleotide messenger RNA. The record is from RefSeq and is a predicted model, not a curated record. NCBI's taxonomy places the organism in Eukaryota, Metazoa, Chordata, Aves, Suliformes, Phalacrocoracidae.
GGGUGGGGCGGGCGUACCGCGCGCGCGAUGGCGGGCCGGCGCGGGGCGCUGAUCGUGCUGGAGGGGGUGGACCGCGCCGGGAAGAGCACGCAGGGCUGGCGGCUGGUGGAGGCGCUCCGGGCCGACGGGCACAGAGCCGACCUCCUCCGCUUCCCGGAGAGAACAACAGAGAUCGGGCGGCUGAUCAGCUCCUACCUGGCGAAGGAGAAGAACCUAGAGGACCACACCGUUCACCUGCUCUUCUCUGCAAAUCGCUGGGAACAUGUACCGUUGAUGAAAGAGAAACUACAUCAAGGGAUCACGCUUGUGGUUGACAGAUACGCCUUUUCUGGAGUGGCCUUCACAAGUGCCAAAGAGAACUUCUGCCUGGACUGGUGCAAACAGCCUGAUAUUGGACUCCCAAAGCCAGACCUGAUUCUGUUUCUUCAGUUAAGCCUGGAGGAAGCAGCAGAACGAGGGAACUUUGGAAAUGAACGUUAUGAGAACAGCUCCUUCCAAGAGAAAGUUCUACAGUCUUUCUAUCAUCUGAUGAAGGACAAGACGUUAAACUGGAAGACAAUGGACGCUUCAAAGAGCAUAGAAGACUUGCACAGAGAAAUCAAGUCCGUUGCAGAGGAAACCAUGCAGGAGGUUCAGAAUAAGCCUUUGGGAGAACUGUGGAAGUAAAGCUUUAUACCGGUUAUUCUUUUAGACCUAAGGGAAAACUCACCUUUUGGAUCUUCCUCACUUGGGUAACUUCCCUACACACCUUCCAGUACCUACAGCUUAGAUCCCAUGUAUUCUUCUGGGUCCAGCAUGGUGCCAAUACCCUUGUGAUUUUAUCUGCUCCUCCUCUCUAUGCUGUAUAGUCCAUGCUGUAUUUCAUAAGUGAACGCAGGUUAAGUAUGUAACAAAUUCCUUAUAAAACUCUCCCUACCUCAAGAGGGAGCUCUUGUUCAGUCUGGUAGUACAGAUAUGGGUGUGAAGCUCAGUGCUGCCCCCACACACAACAGCAAGAGGCAGGCAACAGCCGUCCCAGUUUUGGGGAACUGCUAUGUUUCUGAUUCUUCUGCCUCUCUAGUAAAUGCAUCCCCGGUGCUGAAACCCGUUUGUAGAGGGCUUGCUAAUAAAUUAUUCUUUUAAACAU